AUGACAACAUUUGCAUCUGAUUGGCGUUUCAAAAACUAUUCUGAUUGGCACGAAAAUUUGGUUCCAAAUGGCAAGAAGACGGCAAAUAGACUAUACGACGAAUAUCACUCUGAUUUGGUCAAGAUAAAGGCGUACUCGGGCAGUCCUCAUACCAUCAAGGGUUUUGUUGGCCGAUUAUUGAAUGAAAAGGAAAAAAACUAUGAUCAAGAGCCAGUCAAGACAACUACCAUUUACAAAGACAGCAUUGUGGGGGGCCACAACAAUACUCUGAUUCACACGCAUGACCAAGGUCAAUCUUCAGGCAAAUCCGACGGCAAUAGUGAUGAUCAGUCGUACCACACUCAGAAAGAUGAUGCCACCAGUCAAGCUACCCCUGAUGUGCGUCGUCCUCCUCUCAAUUCAGCCAACUACAAUACCACAAGCAACUCCGGUCCCUCUAAUAGCUACGACGACGAACUUGACUAUGAAGCCACUCCAAACACCAUUGAUACCCAUCCUGAUGCCGACGAUCAAUAUGUCUUUGAUUUUGUGAAAACCAACAACUUGACAGUAGAAUCUGACUCUUAUCUUAUCCUUUCGAUGUCAUCAAUUCUUCUGCUGCAAAACAACAAUCGACUUAACCAUGCCAUGAUUCCCUUUUUUGGAGACAAACUCUACAGCAAAAUCUGCAAGCACAACCUUGGCGAAUGGAACAUGACUCUCAAAUUCCCUGGAAAUGUCUUGCUGGAAUCUAUCAUCAUUGCACAGAACCUGUAUGACGAAACCACUGAUCGAAUCAAUGCGUGUGCUUCACUACUUAUCCUGGCAAGCACCAUUGAUGAUCCUAUCGACAAAAGGCUACUGGUCUCGGGCGUCCUACUAUUAGUUGUCUAA
Molecule: messenger RNA, 873 nt
Organism: Zychaea mexicana
Lineage: Eukaryota; Fungi; Mucoromycota; Mucoromycetes; Mucorales; Lichtheimiaceae
Exons: 5
Coding region: 1-873 (290 amino acids)
Source: RefSeq, a predicted model, not a curated record